AUGUCCACACAGCGGCUUCGGAAUGAGGACUACCACGACUACAGCUCCACUGAUGUAAGUCCGGAGGAGAGCCCAUCCGAAGGCCUAAGCAACUUCACCCCAGGCUCCUACCAGCGUUUUGGGGAAAGCAAUGGCACAACAUGGUUCCAGACCUUGAUCCACCUGUUAAAAGGCAACAUUGGCACAGGACUUCUGGGGCUGCCUUUGGCAGUGAAAAAUGCAGGCAUCUUGAUGGGUCCCCUCAGCCUGCUGGUGAUAGGCAUCGUGGCCGUGCACUGCAUGGGUAUCCUGGUGAAAUGUGCGCACCAUUUCUGCCACAGACUGAACAAACCCUUUGUGGACUAUGGGGAUACAGUGAUGUAUGGACUAGAAUCUAGCCCCAUCUCCUGGCUACGGAACCACUCCCACUGGGGAAGGCACAUUGUGGACUUCUUCUUGAUUGUCACUCAGCUGGGAUUUUGCUGUGUGUAUUUUGUAUUCCUGGCUGACAACUUUAAACAGGUGAUAGAAGCAGCCAAUGGGACCACCAACAACUGCCACAACAAUGAGACAGUAAUUCUGACCCCCACCAUGGACUCACGACUCUACAUGCUCAGCUUCCUGCCUUUCCUGGUGCUGCUGGUUUUCGUCAGGAACCUCCGAGCCCUGUCCAUCUUCUCCUUGUUGGCCAACAUCACCAUGCUGGUCAGCCUGGUCAUGAUCUACCAGUUCAUUGUGCAGAGCAUCCCAAACCCCAGUCACCUCCCCUUGGUGGCACCCUGGAAUACCUACCCUCUUUUCUUUGGCACGGCCAUUUUUGCAUUUGAAGGCAUUGGCAUGGUUCUGCCCCUGGAAAACAAAAUGAAGGAUCCUCAGAAAUUCCCCUUCAUCCUGUAUGGGGGGAUGGCCAUCAUCACUGCCCUGUACAUCAGCUUGGGGUGCCUGGGGUACCUGCAAUUUGGACCUCACAUCCAAGGCAGCAUAACCCUCAACCUGCCCAACUGCUGGUUGUACCAGUCGGUCAAGCUGCUCUACUCCAUUGGCAUCUUUUUCACCUACGCCCUCCAGUUCUACGUCCCUGCAGAGAUCAUCAUUCCCUUUUUUGUGUCUCGAGUACCAGAGCAUUGUGAAUUAGUCGUAGAUCUAUUUGUCCGCACGGUCCUGGUCUGCCUGACAUGUGUCUUGGCCAUCCUUAUCCCCCGCCUGGACCUAGUCAUCUCCCUGGUGGGCUCCGUGAGCAGCAGCGCCCUGGCCCUCAUCAUCCCACCCCUCCUGGAGAUCACCACCUACUACUCAGAGGGCAUGAGCCCCCUCACCAUCGCCAAGGAUGCCCUGAUCAGCAUGCUGGGCUUUGUGGGCUUUGUGGUGGGAACCUACCAGGCCCUGUAUGAGCUGAUCCAGCCAAGCACUGCUCCCAUUGUCAUCAACUCCACCAGUGCCUUUGCAUAG
Messenger RNA from Orycteropus afer afer, 1428 nucleotides. Its product is annotated as proton-coupled amino acid transporter 1. Gene Ontology annotation, biological process: glycine transport; proline transmembrane transport; proton transmembrane transport. The transcript is spliced from 10 exons. Bases 1 to 1428 code for a protein of 475 amino acids. NCBI's taxonomy places the organism in Eukaryota, Metazoa, Chordata, Mammalia, Tubulidentata, Orycteropodidae. Gene Ontology annotation, molecular function: amino acid:proton symporter activity; L-proline transmembrane transporter activity; L-alanine transmembrane transporter activity. The record is from RefSeq and is a predicted model, not a curated record. Gene Ontology annotation, cellular component: vacuolar membrane.